Molecule: messenger RNA, 980 nt
Organism: Prunus avium (sweet cherry)
Lineage: Eukaryota; Viridiplantae; Streptophyta; Magnoliopsida; Rosales; Rosaceae
Source: RefSeq, a predicted model, not a curated record
UAUCUACCUUGAGCAAUUCGCAUCUUACCUCUCGAUUCUUGGCAUCUCUCUAUACGGACCCUCUACUGGACUUGGCACACCAACCAUCACAAAUCCAACGGCCCAAAUUCUCCCUCGGAUUCUCUCUCCUCCCACCAUAAAUUCAUCCUCACCCGACCCACACCUCGUAUUCUUCACCACACUCGGACGCAAACCUCAACACAAAAACACCAGAAAACCCCUGUUCUGUUCCAUUUCAACAUGAACUCUGUGUUGGAUUCUCCUCUCGAAGCUCUUGCUUUCAACUAUGCCAGCUUCGGAUUGUUCACUGUUGUGAACAAUUUGUGGACUUGGGUCGCCGUUGUGACGGCCGCCGUCAGCUUCUUGAGCCUCAGGCGCAGACCCAGUACCAGAGCUGCCAGCACUGCUAUCUCUUCUUCUUGUCUGAAAUUCAACUCACCACCUUCCAAUGACGACCGGAGCUCAAAUGGGUUGUCACUGGUUCCGGAGAUAACGCCUUCGGAAACGGCCGAGGAGCCACCGUGCUCUGUUUUGUCUCCGGUGGCUGCGCCUUGUAAGUUUGAAGAUGAUAGAGUAGUAGUGACAAAAGGGUUGAAGUACACUCUGUAUUAUGCGGAUAAAGCAGAAGGCGACGUUGACCUAACGGCGGAGGAGGAGGAGGAGGAAGCGGGAGAGUGCGCCGGCGAUGAGGCGGUGGCUGAAGGUUGUGGGGAAUGGUUGGAGGGUGUUCUGGGGCUGAGAUUAGGGGAGAUGGGUUGGUACAGGCACCAGGACUUGACGGAGCUUAACGGUAACGUCGUUAGAUUAUGGGAUGAUUGUAGAGUUGGCGAAAGGCACAGCUCAUCAAAAUCAACACACCGUGUCGUGUGGUAGUUAGAUUGUCGUAUAGCAGAGGGAAUUGUUUUAUUGCAAUAAGCUCCUGUUCUUGGGAUUAGGGUUGUAAAAAAAAUGUAAAUACAUUUUGUCUGGGUUAAACAUGA